AUGGCUCGAGAAUUUGAGGCACUCGCCCUCAAUGGCCACAACUACCCUACUUGGGCCAUGGACACGAAGAUCGCUCUUGCAUCUCGUGGGAUAGUGCGUGCAAUCCAGGCUGAGCAGGAUCCACUGCCCGCUGGAGUCACGCCACUAACAGAUGAACAGAAGUAUACCGCCUUAUACAUUAUAAGGCACCAUAUUCACCUAGAUCUCAAGUCUGAGUACUUGGAGGAGGAAUCCCCUAGUACCAUGUUUCAGGCCCUCAAAACGAGGUAUGAACAGCAGAAGGACUUCAAGUCCAUCGGAGAGUACAAUCACGAGGUUCAUAAGAUCAGUUCCAAGAUGCGCUUUUGCGGGAAGGAACCUACUGAUGCGGAGAAGAUAGAGAAAACUCUGUCGACUAUGCUCCCAUCUGACAGAAUCCUCCAGCAGCAGUACCGUGCUCGCGACUACCAAGUCUAUUCCGAUCUUAUUCAUAUCUUACUUCAGGCUGAAAAACAUGAUGAGCUACUCGCUAAGAAUGGCUCUCAGCGUCCGGUUGGUUCUCAACCUCUACCUGAAGUUCAUAUGAAUGUCGCGAACGGACGAAAGUUUGAUGGUGGUUUCAAAGGAAAGCCCUCGAACUUCAAUGGUAAGCGAAAGCGCAACCGGAACAGGAAGCCCAGAAACUCAGACCGUGGAAAAGGCACCGCAAAGUCCAAGUUUGACAAAUCUAAGCUUUGCGACAAGUGUGGAUGCUACACGCACCCCACUGACAAGUGCAAGACCCCAAAGCAUCUGGCCAUUCUGUACCAGCAAUCCCAUGGACACAACGCACCUCGAGGGAAAAGGUUUGAAGCCAACUUCAACCUUCAUCCAGAUGGCACCGAUGGAGCUGGCUGUUCGCAAGACGUUCCCUCGGGACCGAGCAACACCGUUACUCUCCUUCCAUCAAAGGACCCUACAGGAACAGAGGACAUGAUGGUUGAGUACACCUUAACCGACGUGUUUGGAGACUUCGACUAG
Lolium perenne is the source of this 999-nucleotide messenger RNA. Lineage: Eukaryota; Viridiplantae; Streptophyta; Magnoliopsida; Poales; Poaceae. The record is from RefSeq and is a predicted model, not a curated record.